AUGGUGUCUGAGUGUAAGUAUGAAAAGUGGGAUGGCAUCACUUGCGUGAACACCUUGGGAGUCUGUGGCUGUGUGAAAGAUCAGAUUUUGGGAAGGCAGGUUCACGGCAGAGUCGUGAAAAUGGGCUUGGAUCGUGAUUUGUUUGUGGGCAGUGCUACAGUAGACAUGUACGAAAAAUGUGGCGAAAUCCCCUCCAUGAGAGAUGCUUUUGACGGGCUGAGAACGAAAAACGAGGUCACGUGGACUGCAGUACUGACUGCCUACUCUCAAAACAAAUUUUACGAAGAUGCCCUCAGAUUAUUUCUUGAAAUGGACGCCGCCCACAGUGUUGUUGUCCCAAACGAGUGCACGUACUCUGUGCUUCUCAACUCAUGUGCCGAAAUAUCGGUAUCGGGUUUGGCAACUCGCUGCAUGCGCGCGUCGUGA
Molecule: messenger RNA, 426 nt
Organism: Striga asiatica
Lineage: Eukaryota; Viridiplantae; Streptophyta; Magnoliopsida; Lamiales; Orobanchaceae
Source: the annotation of a GenBank genome assembly